AUGUCAUCCUUCUCGUUGACUGAGGAGCAGAAAGCUCAGGUGCGUCGGCCGGAAUGUAUCACAUGCAUAGUGAUGCAUCUCGCCGUUGCCGGGAAGCACUAUCCGCCUGAUGUGGGGUGCCUGCACACGGAACCGCACCCAGGCCUUGCCAAAGCAUGAAUAGCUCACUGAACCCCUUGCCCCUACCUCUUUCCUUCCACAUGCUACGCCUUUACUGUCCAAUUGCCGUCCUUCCCCAUGAUGGUCUCGCGGCCAUCAGUUCGAUGACGAAGGUUGUCUCCUCAUCAAGGGCUUCUUCUCGACGGAGACCGCGGACGAACUACUUGGCCGGGCGAAACAGCUGCUGGCCGACAUGGACCUCACCGAUCACCCGAUGACCGUUUUCACGACGGAGGAGAACGCAUCCCACCCUUCGGACGAGUACUUUAUCACCUCGGGUGACAAGAUCCGGUUCUUUUUCGAAGCGGGCGCCUUCACAGAGGGCAAACUGAACCGCCCCCCUCAACUUGCGGUCAAUAAGGUGAGUCGAUACGUCGGCGUUGUUUCUCCGUUUCAGUGUUUGCCUCUUUGAGCUUAUGAAAAGUAUUCUGGCGUUUGCCUCGUUCGCCAUAGAUCGGUCAUUACCUUGUCAGGGACCCCACAUUCCGCCGCUUUACUCUGGAAAACCCGGACAUUGUGGGCCUCAGCCGAUCCCUCGGGUAUCACCAACAGCCCUUGAUAUGCCAAUCCAUGGUUAUCGCUAAGCAGCCUCAGAUCGGAGGCGAAGUAGGUAUUCAUGACGACGGGACUUUUCUUUGGACUGACCCCCUCUCCGCCAUCGGCUACUGGUUCGCACUGGAGAACUGCACCCCCAACAACGGCUGUCUCACUUUCCUCCCCGGUUCCCACAAAAGGAAUCGGAUCACACGACGCUUGGAGCGCGUCGUCGGCGGUGGAACGGAAAUGAGGCAGAUCCCGGAUCUCGUCGGAAGCCCUGCGAAUCCAGACUGGUCCAAGGAGCCAGGCUGGAAGUCUCUCGAAUGCUCUGUCGUCGAUCUAGUGCUCAUUCAUGGCUCCGUCAUUCAUGCCUCAUCACCGAAUCACUCGUCCGAUUCUCGAUUCAUCUAUACCUUCCACGCGAUCGAGGGUGAACCACACGCAAAAUGGUCACCCACAAACUGGUAAGUUCGACCGGGCGAGGCGAUCGCUGUUGCAAAUGCCACAUCUAGCGACCGUUUCACGCGACCUUCUGAGACGACCUUCUUGUCUGGUGCUACAGGCUGCAACCGACCGUAGAAACCCCUUUUGACCCUCUCUACGUGGUGUGA
Messenger RNA from Microbotryum saponariae, 1307 nucleotides. NCBI's taxonomy places the organism in Eukaryota, Fungi, Basidiomycota, Microbotryomycetes, Microbotryales, Microbotryaceae. The record is from the annotation of a GenBank genome assembly.